AUGGGGAAUGCGGCUGGCAGUCUGGAGAUGUCGGCGCCCAGGGAUGGGAAGGGAGUCCAGAUGACUCCAGGCUCUGGGGCCCCAAAACAGCCCCCAGGCCCCAAACUUCCCAUGCCCUCCGAGGACGAACUGGAGGAACGAUUCAACCUUGUACUGGGCACGAUGAACUUGCCUCCUGACAAAGUCAAACUGCUUUCCCAGUAUGACAAUGAGAAAAAAUGGGAGCUGGUCUGUGAUCAGGAGAGAUUUCAGGUGAAGAAUCCGCCCUCUGCUUAUCUGCAGAAACUCAAGAGCCUCUUAGAUCAGGGAGGGAGAAAGUUUAAGAGGCGUGUCCAGGAGUCCACACAAGUCCUAAGAGAGCUGGAAAUCUCCUUACGAACCAAUCACAUUGGCUGGGCGCAUGAGUUUCUAAAUGAACAGAACAGAGGUCUGGAUGUGCUGGUGGAUUAUCUCUCUUUUUCCCAGCGUGCAGUCACAUAUGACAUGGAAACUGUGGAUAACGGGGUUGUAUCAGCUGCAUAUGAGAAGUCCGUGGAGGACCUGACCUCCAGUGCCAACAGCUCCCCCUCCCACAGUGCAUCACGGCCCGGACGAUCUCUGACCUCCCGACUGAACUCUCUCCACAACAGGAAAGGCACCAGAAACUCACGCACCGUCGGACAGAAGGACGACCUCCAUCUCUGUAUAAUGUGCCUGAGGGCAAUUAUGAAUUAUCAGCAUGGGUUUAAUCAGGUGAUGUCACAUCCCAGCUGUGUGAAUGAGAUUACACUCAGCCUAAACAACCGAAAUCCCAGGACUAAAGCUCUGGUGUUGGAGUUGUUGGCUGCGGUGUGUUUUGUUAGAGGAGGCCAUGACAUCAUCCUCUCUGCCUUCAAUAACUUUAAAGAGGUAUGCGGAGAGAAACAUCGAUUUGAGAAGCUGAUGGAGUAUUUCACCACUGGGGACAACAACAUGGACUUCAUGGUGGCAUGCAUGCAGUUCAUUAACAUUGUGGUCCAUUCGGUGGAGAACAUGAAUUUCAGAGUCCAUCUGCAAUAUGAAUUUACCAACCUGGGGUUGGACCAGUACCUGGAGACACUGAGGCUGACAGAGAGUGAGAGAUUACAGGUGCAGAUCCAGGCCUAUCUGGAUAAUGUGUUUGAUGUCAGUGCUCUGUUAGAGGAUGCAGAGACCAAGAACACAUUACUAGAACACCUGGAGGAUGUACAGGAACACAACAGACAGUUGACUUGCCGACUGGAGAAAUGUGAGCAGGACUCUGAGGAGAAAGUCUCUCAGCUGGAGAAACAGCUCAUUCAGACGACUAAAGAAGUGGAACUACUCAAGGAGAGCCUGAGGGAGUCAUGUGCCCAGGUGAGCUUGCUGCAGCAGAGAGAAAGAGAGAAGGAGCUAGAGAGGGAGAGGGAGAAGGAGAGAGAGCGAGAUCGGGAUAAGUCGGUUCAGGCCCUGUCAGAACUGGAACUGAAGGUCCAGGGUUUGGUCGACCAGGGUCUGAUCAGAAUCGAACGCUCUGAGUCCGGAUCACUGGACCUGCAUGUCAUCCCCAUCUCCAUAGCAACAUCUGAGCCCACAACCAUACCUAAAACAGAUACGGGUGAAGAGACAGUGGAUGGCUGUUUGACUCCGACUGCACUGGCCCCUCCCACUCCACCUGCUCCUCCCCCUCCCCCUGCCCCAGCUCCUCCUCCUCCACCUCCACCACCUCCCCCAGCCAAUGGGCUGCCUCCCCCUCCACCACCUGGUCCGGCUCCAUCUCCAGGUCUGUUUGCGACAGGCAAGCAUGGUAAGAAACCCAUUCAGACCAAGUAUCGGAUGCCACUGUUUAACUGGCAGCCUCUGAAGGCAGAUCAGGUCUCUGGUACAGUCUUUACUGAACUGGACGAUGACACUGUUUUAGAGGAGCUGGAUAUGAAUGUGUUUGAGGAGCUGUUUAAGACCAAAGCUCAGUCUGCCCCUGUGGAUGUUGGCACUCUGAAGAUGAAGGUGGCCCAUAAGGUGUCCAGUAAAGUGUCUUUACUGGAGCCCAACAGGGCCAAAAACUUGGCCAUCACCCUCCGCAAGGCAGGCAUGACCACUGAUCAGAUCUGUUCCGCCAUCGAGACGUAUAAUCUGGGAUCGUUAAGUCUGGAUUUUCUGGAGUUGCUGGAGCGGUUUAUCCCCUCAGACUAUGAGCAGAAACUGAUCCAGAAUUACGAGCGUGAUGGGCGAGCGCUGGUGGACUUAUCGGAGGAGGACCGUUUUAUGGUGCGCUUUGCCAAAAUCCCACGUCUCUCCCAGCGAAUCAGCACCCUCACAUUCAUGGGCAACUUCACGGAGAGCAUCCAAAUGAUCCAGCCUCAACUGGAUGCCAUUAUCGCUGCAUCGAUGUCCAUCAAAUCCUCAGGCAAACUGAAGAAGAUUCUGGAGAUCAUUCUAGCAUUCGGAAACUACAUGAACAGCGGGAAGAGAGGUGUAGUGUAUGGAUUUCGCCUUCAGAGUCUCGACUUGCUCCUGGACACAAAAUCAACUGAUCGCAAACAGACUCUUCUACAUUAUCUCGUCAGCAUCAUUAAGGAGAAAUACCCUCAGCUACACAGCUUUUACACUGAACUUCACUUUAUGGACAAGGCUGCACUGGUGUCUUUGGACAGCAUCCUGCAGGAUGUACGCUCCCUGGAGAAGGGCAUGGAGGUGACCCUGAAGGAGUUCCAGCAGCAGAAGGACAGUCCUGUCCUCAGGGACUUCCUGUCCAGUAAUGGCACCAUGCUAGAGUCUUUAGGCAAGGACGGCAAGACUGCUCAGGAGGCAUAUGAGUCAGUGGUGGAGUACUUUGGGGAGAAUCCUAAAUCUACACCCCCCUCCAUGUUCUUCCCUGUGUUCAUCAGAUUCAUAAAAGCCUACAAGUUAGCUGAAAUGGAGAAUGAACUGAAGAAAAAGAACGAUGCCAUAAUCCUUGAGGAGGGAAAGGACAUGCCCUCUCCAGACAGCCCCAGGAAUCAACCAAUGGGAGAAAAGUCGCCCACAACGACUCGGCCGCCUCAGGUAGAUCUGAUCGCCGAGCUGAAACGGAGACAGAUGACCCCACUGGUCCGGGAAGGCAAAGACGGGGCCAUCGAGGACAUCAUCACAGGUUUGAGGAAUCAGCCAUACAUAAGAGCAGAUGGAGGGAGACGCAGCGCCAAGUGGAAACCCGCUCAACAGUUACAAGUGUCCUCAGACAUCUCCCUGUGA
Chanos chanos (milkfish) is the source of this 3210-nucleotide messenger RNA. RefSeq names its product formin-like 1b (gene fmnl1b). Gene Ontology annotation, biological process: cell migration; cortical actin cytoskeleton organization; regulation of cell shape. Gene Ontology annotation, cellular component: cytosol. Gene Ontology annotation, molecular function: actin filament binding; small GTPase binding. Lineage: Eukaryota; Metazoa; Chordata; Actinopteri; Gonorynchiformes; Chanidae. The record is from RefSeq and is a predicted model, not a curated record. Bases 1 to 3210 code for a protein of 1069 amino acids. The transcript is spliced from 26 exons.